Molecule: messenger RNA, 1491 nt
Organism: Eucalyptus grandis
Lineage: Eukaryota; Viridiplantae; Streptophyta; Magnoliopsida; Myrtales; Myrtaceae
Exons: 9
Coding region: 264-1220 (318 amino acids)
Molecular function (GO): acyltransferase activity, transferring groups other than amino-acyl groups
Source: RefSeq, a predicted model, not a curated record
UCUGUUAAUCAGAUUACGCCCGAAACCGGCCGACCACUCUCUCUCUCUCUCUCUCUCUCUCCUCUCUCUCGUUCACGCCAAAAAUGCAGACUUUCCUCUUUCGUCUCGCACCUCCGCUUCCCCUCCGCGCCCCGGCAGCCCCACAAGAAUUCUCCGAAUUCCGUCCCCAGCCAUGAAUUCGCGUCCGCCUCUCCCGACCCAGUUGCCCCAAUCUUGAAGAAAAGCUCUCUCCUCUCCCUCCUUCCCCGCCUCCUUCGAACCGAAUGGGCAAAGGCCUCGCCUUUACGUCGGCGCCGGAGUUCCUGGCUUUCCCCCACGGCCACCAGGUCCUCCGGAACCGCCCGGCCCAGGCCCGGCCUGGCAGCCGGCGCCUCUCCGUCCGGUCGCAUUUCGGGGAAACGUUCCCUGCUUCGCUCGGCAAAUGGAGGACCAUCGAGACCCAUCAUUGCGAUCAUAGUAGUAGCGGCAAUAAUGGGAUCGGUAAUGGGCAUAGCAUACAGCUUCCGGCUGUUUCGAAGGGCGAUGUUUCGAGCAGGAUGCCGCAGCUCUCUUUUAACCGGUUGCAGCUUACCGACGAGGAAUGCAGCGGGUUGCUGAAGCGGUGCUUCGGGCGGUUCGUCGCCCGCGAAGCCGUUUUGGAUGAAGAAUAUUGGACGGCAGCAUGGUUGCGAGCCGAAGCUCAUUGGGAGUCUUUAUCCUAUAUGAGGCACAUUGACAAUCAUAAGAGGACAUACGCGGAGCAGGAGUUUUAUGCUUUGAAGAGGAGAUGCCUCGGGCAGGAUGGAAAUUCAUUGAAGUGCUUUUGUUUUGUUACAGUUAAGAAGGAAGACAAAAAUGUGAGAAGAACUGUGCUAAAUAGUGUCGUUGGAACUUUAGACCUUAGUAUUAGACAGUUUAUGCAAGGGGAAACGUACCCUGGGGAGCUGAAAAGAUUUUCUAGAGUCUUUGCAAAUCAGGAGCCCUUUGAUGCACAUAAGUAUGCUUAUAUUGCAAAUGUUUGUGUAUCCAAGUUUGCUCGGUGCCAGGGUAUUGCAUCUAAUAUGAUUUAUUUAGCCACAGAUAUUGCAAACUCAGCCGGUAUGAAGCAGUUAUACGUUCAUGUUAAUGCAGAUAAUGUGGCUGCUCAGAAAUUGUACAAAAAGACUGGCUUCAAGAUUGUUGAAGCCGCUUCAUCUCCUACAUCAAAGGAUCAGAGACUUUUGAUGUCACUUGAACUGUAAUGCGAAUUCCGCUGGUUCAUAUAUACACGAGUUCAGUAAAAGGAUUGCGUUUGUAUAGUACAUUAGGCUUUCUCCAACUGGGUAUCAAAUAUAUUUCCUGUUUUCUGUUUGUGUUUCAAGGAUAUAUCUAGGUCAGGGGGUUUUAGCAGCCUUGCUCUAGUUAUUGCUGGUCAAGAUUAGUUCUGAUGUAAAUAGACCAACAGUGAUUUGUAUGUAAAUUGGUUGCCUUAAGUAUCAAAGAUGUUUCCUGAUUUUGAAUAGGAAGUUUUAA